Nematostella vectensis (starlet sea anemone) is the source of this 1359-nucleotide messenger RNA. Its product is annotated as cilia- and flagella-associated protein 418. The transcript is spliced from 5 exons. The record is from RefSeq and is a predicted model, not a curated record. NCBI's taxonomy places the organism in Eukaryota, Metazoa, Cnidaria, Anthozoa, Actiniaria, Edwardsiidae. Bases 249 to 836 code for a protein of 195 amino acids. Gene Ontology annotation, cellular component: cytosol.
AUUUCUAUUUUUCUUGGAUGGAGGUACUUAUCUAUCAUAUGCUAGAGCAUUUUUGGUUGUAAAAUUAAAUAGGUAAAUUAUAACGACAAAAUAAUGGUCAGUUUGGCACAGACUUCCGGUAAUUCGCGCUGGCCUAGUACCUAGUUAUUCUCCCGACCAAAGAAAUUUUAUUUUGCCUUUUCUCGGCCUCUCUCUUGACAAAACGUCCUAAAUAUGCUUGAUUCUUGAUAAUAAGUCUUGCUCGAAACAUGGCAGAUGAUUUAGACGACCUAUUAGAUGAAGUAGAAUCGAAAUUUUGCAAAGAUGGUGCUUCGAAAUCGUCCGGUAAAAAAACAUCUUCGAAUGCUCAACAAGACAAAAGGAAACAACUUCAAACUUCCAAGAAGAAAACGGGUGACGAUCUGAGCGAUAUUAUUCGUGAUAUUUGUGAGGACGAUGGACCUGACCUACCUCCGGUUGUACCGCCGCCUACAGGGAGCCCAUCAAGCACACCUGGGCUGACAGCUCAUAAAAGCAAGUGCUUUACACUCCUCCUGGGUGGAACUCGAUUUAGCAAGGGCUUGUGCACAGUAUCAGAACAACGAACCUGUGACAAGUUACGGUGCACCUCUUGUGACUUCAAGGUUGUUGUGUUCGAUAAUUAUGCAUGGGACGGUGACUGUGACUAUUUAUUCUUUAGAAACAAUGUUCCAGAUUUCCACAAAUUGAAAGUCAAGUUAAAAACAAGGAAAGGAACUAGAGCAUAUGCAUGUCAGUGCUGCUGGCGGUCAAUAGUGGACCUCAUGGAUCUCCAGACGGAUGCCACACUUAAGUGGGUUUGCGGCAAACACAGCUAGCAGUGAGCUCCUACUCUUUCACAAUCUUAAUUCACAUUCUCAGAAUAGUGAUUCUCCUUAGUGCAGCUUUGGUAUAUAAUGUAGUAAUAUACUCAGAGUUGAUUGGGUGGGGAGAACUUUAGGAGUAAUCAGUCCAAAUAUUACCAUGUGAAUUAUCCUAACCUGAUCACUCAAUAAUUUAAUGAUUUUCAUUAAAGUAAGGAGAGUUCGCAUAUUUGUCAUUUUAUGAAAAAAAGGAUACAGUCUAAUUCUUUCUGAAGUUUUUGGUAGCCAUGUAAGAGGACAGAACAAUGGUCAACCAACCAACCAACAAUUGUUCCUACAACAUUGAGUGAUAAAUGUUACCCACAUUCUGCUUCCAUUCACAUUUCGCUGACCUUGGAUUUUUUUAAAUAAUUUGAACAAAACUACAAUAUACUGCUCUGCACAAGCUCAUCUGUAGUUGGAUUGUAAUUGUAAAACAAGGUGUUGUAGAUUUUGCACUUUUUUUGUGGUUGUUUGAAAUAAAUAAUUUCGCAGCUGA